CUAAAGCUCUUUAUGUAAAAAAAAUAAAAAAUUAAAACCAUUUGUCCUCGUUGGUGUAUGUUAUACCAAUUUCAUAAACCACUCAGAUUUUCAAAUCAAACAACUCCACUAGUUUAGUCUAAAGAAGAAAACAUAGUUCAACACAAUAUUGUUUAAUCUAAAAAUUUCAUGGCAUGUUCAUCAUUCAUUCUAGCUACAUGGUCAUGAGGUACUAAAAUAUAUAUAUCAGGUGUGGAUUUGAGCUUUGUCAUCAAUUACUGGUGUGAAAGUGUUCCUUAGAUAUUUAUACCAUGGGGUGCCUUUCUUCAAAACUUAUUAUAGCAAGAUCAAUCAGUUACCAUGAAGAGAGAAAUCAAAGAUCCAAUAGUAUUCCUUUGCUUGAAGAUUUAAUCAUCUCAACUAGUGGUAAUAGUGACCGCUACCUUUCUCUUCUCUGCACAGCAAACAAAGUAUCCAAUAAAUUGCAUUCUAAGAGCUUAAGUUCCAACACUACUUCAAAAUUUUCUAUUGAGGAUGAAAGUUCUGAGGUUAUUGACAAGUUGGAACAGGAGAAUCUAUCUGGUUUUGAAGAAAAAGAUGACUUGGGAUCUAAGGAUGUUGUUGGUAAUAGGAGUUUUCACACAGUUGAGGAAUAUGAUGAUAUGGUUAAUAGAAUUUGGUUGAAGGAAUCUCAAAUUGUUCAACCAAUUGAGUUUCAUAACGAAGAAGAUGAUGAUGAUGCCUCGAUAAUCAAAAUGGAAAUUCAGGAUCAAGAUUCUUGCAUUGAGAAAAUGCAACCAUUAUGGUUAAACAAGAAUGAAGAAGUGUUUCAAAGUCAUAAAACAAGAAUGCUUGAGAAGGGAAAUAAGAGAAAGGCUAUAGCAAAUAGACUAGAAUCUCUUAGAAUUCCAUCCGAUGUUGAAGCUCCAGCCAUUGGUGAAUCUCCAGCCAUUGGUAGUCUUAAAGAAUGGCUUCCUGCAGAUGGAAUCUACUCUCCUGGAUCCUAUGUUACACCGAAAUUCGGAAGCUAUCCUUCAACAAACAUUAGGAAUGAAAAUGAAUCUAAUGAGGAUUCUAUAUUUAGUCCAGAGUUAGUUUCUGCUUUUGAACAGUGUAUGCAAAAGCUUGAAGCAGAGGAAGAAAACAUUUUGAAACAAAUUCUAGAGACUGUGGAAGAAGAAGAAAUUGAUGAAGGAAUCAUGCAGACCUAAGAAAGAACACGAGUACUCCAUCAUGUAUAAAGGGUUAAAUUCAUACUUUUAGAUGAGUUUUGUUAACAUAUAAGAAAGAAAAUUUGAUUUGCAUCUCCAAUGUUUGUAUGUAUUGAAUUUACCGUGAACAAUUUUUAGGUGAGUGUUCUUUUUUGAAAUUGAUUUUAAUGAAAAAAGUCGAGAAUUAGAUUGUGAGAGAAAUUUAUGUUAAUGCAUAACUUCCGAAGUGUUGCUGCAAUUUGAUGCCAUCAAAGUUAUAUAUUUUU
Vicia villosa (hairy vetch) is the source of this 1456-nucleotide messenger RNA. RefSeq lists its product as uncharacterized. The transcript is spliced from 4 exons. Bases 291 to 1190 code for a protein of 299 amino acids. Lineage: Eukaryota; Viridiplantae; Streptophyta; Magnoliopsida; Fabales; Fabaceae. The record is from RefSeq and is a predicted model, not a curated record.